UUUUGUUGUUGUUGAAUACUAAAAGUGGUAACUUUCUGUUGAUCUUCACACACCUGAUCAAUUUGCUCGAAAUUUUGGGAAAUAUUUGAAUUGUGAUUUCUGAAAAUUUGUCCAUUUCUCAUUUUCCAUAUUGACCAUAUAUACUGUAGCAACGAAGAAGACUGCUCUCUAUCACUUCCAUGAAUAUGAUGAUGACCCAUGGCUAAUAUUAUAUUAUUUCUCACACUUACCUACUACCUCACUUACACCCCUACUCCCUAUAAAAAAAUCAUUUAAAAAUCCACACUCCCACUCACCACUCUCCACCCCUUAUACAUUUUCCACUUACUAUAUUAAAAAAAUAUCCCACUAUUAACUACUCCCUCCGUCCCGGAAUACUUGACCUGUUUUCCUUAUCGGGCCGUCCCUUAAUACUUGACCUGUUUCUAAAAAUGGAAAUAUUCUAACAAUAUUAUAUUAUUUCUCACUCCACCCCUAUUAACCCACCUACCCCCUACUCCAUACAAAAAAUAAUUAAAAAUUCAACCCCUACUCUCUCCAACCCCACCCCUUUACACAUUUUCCACUAACUACAUUAAAAUAAUAUUCCACUAUCAACUACUACCUAUUAAAUUAAAUAAGUCAAUUCAAGUCCCUUAAACUCUGUGCCGGUCAAACCGGGUGGAGUAUUCCGGGACGGAGGGAGUAACACCCAUUAAAUUAAUAAGUUAAUUCAAAUGUAUUAAACUCCGCACCGGUCAAACCGGUGCGAGUAUUAAGGGACGGAGGGAGUAAUAACUAAUUUUACCGUAGAAUUACAGGGAAUGGAGAAUAUACCGAAAGUGAAAACCUUUGUCCCAAAUCCCAACACACCCUCUGUUUUUGUUAUUUUCUAUUACAAGAAAAUCCAAUCCCAUAAUAAUAAUAAUAAUUCCAUAAACACCCGGAUGGAUAUUCAAAAAGAAAUAUUUUAAGAAAUCCCCAAAAGUGGGUUUACAUAAUCAUAAAUAAACUGUAAAAGAAAAUGUCACUCCACAAAUUCAAUCCCUUUUUUCACCCCUUUUCACACACACUCUGUAUCUUUUCCUGUAUAUCCGGCCCUUACUACUCCAAUUAUUCACCAUUUUUCAACACACCCUUCUGCUUCUUCUGUCUUUUUCUCACCCAUUUCAAUAUCAUCUUACCCUAAUCUUCAUAAAAUAAAAAGUAAAAAUACAGAGAAGAAAUUAAUUUCAUCCACAUUAAAUGGAAGAAGAAGAAGAUGCAAGAAAUUUUACAAAAACCCAUUUUUUUCAGCAACGUUACAAUGCUAAAUUUCAAGUUAAUCCUAGAGAAAAAGGUAAAUCUUGCUCACAUUUCUUACUAAAAUUUCUGUUCUUAGCUCUGUUUCUCUGUUUACUUCCUCUGUUUCCUUCUGAUCCUCCUGAGUUUAUUAGCCACACUGUUUUUGCUAAAUCUUGGGAGCUUAUUCAUCUUCUUAUAAUUGGUAUUGCAUUGUCCUAUGGAUUGUUUUGUCGUCGAAAAACGACGCAAGUUCCUCCGAAAACCCAGAUUUCUCAACCAUUUGCACCUAAUGUUCUUCAACAUUCUUCUAUAUUUGACUAUGAGGAAGGUAACCCAUCUGGGGUUUUUGAUAAAAAUGUGAUUCCAACUCAAAGUUUUAACCUUUCACACUAUAGGACAGAGCCCUUUGUGGAGUUGAGGAGAGAGAAUUGUAAAGUUUUCGAUGAGAAGCCUUUAGGUUUGCCAGUUAGGAGUUUAAGAUCAAGAGUUGUGGAUAGUGAUAGUGAAGAAGAAGAAGAAGAAGAAGAAGAAGAAUGUGCUAGUGAUUGUGACUCUGAUUCUGACCUGAGUGGGAAUAACUCUAGUAAUAGUAAGUCAAGAAGUGGAAUAAAGGAGAAUUCGGAAGGGAAUAUGGAAGCUGUCAGAUUGUCUGAUUCAAGACCUACUGCUAUGCGUAAAUCACAGUCCGCCAGGACAGAUUUUUUCAUGGAAGAUAGUGAUAAACUUCAAGCUACACAAUUAAACUCUGAGUAUUUUAGGUCACCAGCACCAGAAGCAUCAUCUUGUCAGAAAUUUUCUGGGUUGUGUUCUUGGUUGCCAGAGUCACCUAAUAUGGAAAGAGAGAAUUCAUGGAGGGGGAAUAGUUUUUACACGCCCUUUUCUAAUUUUAAUCAAGUCAGUGAUUUUAAUUUGGUGGGUGUAUCACCAAAUUUAGAAAAUGCUACCAAUGUUUUCAUGUCUUCAGCUGCUGUUCCCUCUUCAGUGCCAUUUUCUGGUAAUGAUUUUGCAUCAGGAUCCAGGACAUACAAUUAUGGAUAUGAGUAUUGGGGUAGUCCCAACUUUGGAAAGGGAAAUCUGGGUGUGGAUAAUUCUGGCUUUUUCAUGCCUUCACCCAAAGUUCGUUCUCCAAUGUCAAUGUCGAUUCCUGGUAAUGAUUUAGCUUCAAGGUCUAGACAAUACAAUCAUGGGACUGAAAAUUGGAGUGAAUCGCCAAUCUUGCCAAAUGGAACUUUGGGUAGUGGGGUAAACAAUAACAUUUUUAGGCCUUCAGCUUCAUUUCCGCCUUCAGUGCCGGCUUCUGCAGAUACAUUUGCUUCAUCAGUAAUAGCAUCAAAGAUUGCAGAAUUCAAUCAUGGGUCUUCUCUCAAUAAGAUGUAUGAGAUGAGAUCAGAAAACAACAAUAUGUCUUUGAGUGGGGAAAACAGAAACAAUUUUGUGCCUUCAGCUAAGUUUUCUCCUUCAAUGACCGAUCCUAGAGAUGAUUUCCCUCCUUCAGUGAAAGCAUCAAAAAGUGCAAAGUUCAAGAAAAGGGAUGAGAUGGGAACAGAAAACAGUAAUGUGGCUUCGGGAACUUUUCAGGAAGGGACUAAAUCUUAUAUCCCUCAUUGUGAUGUUCCACUUUCAGAUGGUGAAUCACCGAAGCUAGAGACUGCAAAUUUGGGUAGUCACGACAAACCCAAUUUUUUCAUGAAGACAGAUGAAGUCCUGGAUCCUGUUAACGAGCUUGCUUCAACGAGUUCCAUAUUCAACCAUGAGGCUUCUGCUAACAAGGAUGAAGAAAGACCAGAAGGGGAUACUGUUUUUGUUGAUUCAUUUUCUUCCUCAACUUCAAAGGUUGAUGUUUCUCCAAAGAAGAAUGAGCAAAGACCGAUUCCAGAGAGAUGGGACAUAAAUUGUUUUGAGAUACCAUUAUCAGAAAAUAAUGAUAGUGGAGACAUUUUGCACCCUACACUUCCUGAUUCUCCAGAAGCACCAGGAUCUGGCAGUAGAAUUUCCUGUCAUCAGCAAGGAUCACCACGGAAUGAAGUGGAAGAAAUUGUCCCAAUGAACAACUUGGAGAUAGAAAGUGUUCCAGAAGAUAUUCUAGGAGAGAACAUUUCUUACAAGCCUUCCAUACCUUCACCCCCACUUCAAAUUCAAACACAAAGCAAAGAUCUUGUAGUAUCAUCAUCUGUUGAAUCAAGCUCUAGGGCCGCCCUAGGAAAUCAAUCAUUCCUUAGCGACGAUGAUGAUGAUCAAAGAUCACCCGAGAGAAGGAAAGCUUUGUCCACGGCAUCCCAUUCUCCAAGGUUUAGUUGUGGCUCCUUCUUUGAUAGAGAUCUACGGAAGAGCUUCAAGGGUGAGGGAAAGGAAGUAAACAGGAAAACUAAGGCAGCAGAACAUCAGUUUGCUAGAGGAGGCAAGUGUGGUUGGGAUUGCUUAAAUGUUAAACCAACUAUGAAUAAGGCUUCUUUGAAGGGGAAAUCUGUACGAACAGUUAGGCCGAAACACCUGCAAAAGACUGAUCUCAUUGAACUUAAACUAGAAGAAUAUAAUCAAGCAUUGUCAGUAACAAACGGAGGAGACAGAAAAGGAGAGAAGCCAGAGACGGUGGUCAUACACAUUGGAAUUAGUGAAAAUUCAAAUCGUCCAAAAGGGGAAAAGCUUAAAGGAAUUGGUGGAACCUCUGUAGUUGUGGGAUUGAGCUCAAAACAGAACUCAAAUGAUAAGGCUUCCGCUGUCGUUAAUGAUGAUGUUAAGGAGGAGGUAAAUGAUAGUGAAAUUGAUAGGAAGGCUGACGAGUUCAUUGCCAAGUUUAAGCAGCAAAUCAGACUCCAAAAAGUAGCUCCAAGGGGUAACUCAAGCAGACAACAUAAAAGAUCCUUGUACCAAACUUGAAGCUGAUAUUGCAAUUGUCCCUGAUCCUAUGAUUUACUGAUUUGUAUUAUCUUAUUAUUAAAUCCCUUUUCAUUUCUAUGCUUUUUCCUAGUUCAUGCAUUCUUGAUCAGAUCACAUGUAAAAAUUCUCUAUUAUUGUUCUGGUUCAUUAUGUAGCUUCUAUUAAACUAAUCUUGGGGCUUUUAAGCUUAAGUUUUUUGGUUUAGUUGGUCCUUUGACA
This is a messenger RNA of Spinacia oleracea (spinach), 4359 nucleotides long. RefSeq lists its product as uncharacterized. The transcript has a single exon. The record is from RefSeq and is a predicted model, not a curated record. The coding region runs from base 1225 to 4140 and encodes 971 amino acids. NCBI's taxonomy places the organism in Eukaryota, Viridiplantae, Streptophyta, Magnoliopsida, Caryophyllales, Amaranthaceae.